Molecule: messenger RNA, 2081 nt
Organism: Hemibagrus wyckioides
Lineage: Eukaryota; Metazoa; Chordata; Actinopteri; Siluriformes; Bagridae
Gene: prcp
Product: prolylcarboxypeptidase (angiotensinase C)
Exons: 9
Coding region: 406-1887 (493 amino acids)
Biological process (GO): regulation of blood vessel endothelial cell migration; negative regulation of systemic arterial blood pressure; proteolysis
Molecular function (GO): serine-type exopeptidase activity; dipeptidyl-peptidase activity
Source: RefSeq, a predicted model, not a curated record
GGGCAUGUGGAGUAUUGAGGAAGUGAGCUUUGUCCUCUUUGGGGAAUACGCAUAAAAGACGCUGUAAUUUUGGACUUUAACCGUUUUCUUGAUCAAAAUCUUCUAAAAAAAUAAGAUUCAUUGAAUCUAGCAGAGAGUAAUCUUUCAGCAUUUCCUCUGAUAGUUGCUGUAAAAGACAGUUUAUUUGGCCACUUUUCUCGAGUCAUCUGUCAGCUGACUUCCUUCUUCCUCCAGCUCCUGUCAAACUGCAGUAUUUUUUUCUUCACCGCUUCUCAGGCACAGCCACGCCCCCUGUAGGGGCCGGCCAAGGGCGUGUCCAGACCGGAGAUGCGGUGGGAAGACUAACAAGGCUGGAGAAUCAUCAGGCACAUUGUCUUGGCUUUUCUUUCUGCCUGUCCAUCAAGCAUGCGAGCACCGGUCAAAACCGUCUCUCUCCCAUGGGUUCUUCUAAUAUUCCUCAUUAUUUUUCACGUGGAAGCGCUUAAACCUCACCUUUUAAGCAGACGCAGCGUGACCAGAAAUUUCUCCCAGCAGAGAACUGUGCUUUACAAAACUUUUUAUUUUGAUCAGCAGAUCGAUCACUUUGGGUUUUUGGAGAAUGGCACGUUCAAGCAGAGGUACCUUGUCAACGAACAGCACUGGCACAACAACGACGGCCCAAUUCUGUUUUACACCGGCAAUGAAGGAGACAUCACGUGGUUCUGUAACAACACUGGCUUCAUGUGGGACAUAGCAGAGGAACUAGGUGCCAUGCUUGUUUUUGCAGAACAUCGCUAUUAUGGAGAAUCAAUGCCAUUUGGAAACGAGUCUUACAGCAAUGCUAAGUACUUGAACUACCUGACAUCAGAACAGGCUCUAGCUGACUUUGCAGUGUUGAUUAAGUCACUAAAGAAGAAGCUGCCAGGAGCCCAGAACAGCCCCGUCAUUGCCAUCGGAGGCUCCUACGGUGGAAUGCUGGCUGCUUGGCUGAGGAUGAAAUACCCCAAUGUAGUUAUAGGUGCUUUAGCUGCAUCUGCUCCAAUCUGGCAGUUCCCUGGCAUGGUCCCUUGUGGUGAUUUCUAUAAAAUAGUCACCCAAGACUUUGCCAAUAGUGGAGUCACCUGCAGCAAAAACAUCAGGAGGUCAUGGACGGCGAUCAACAAUGUGUCCUCAACAGCUGAAGGUCUGCAGUGGCUGUCUCAGGAGUUUGGCCUGUGUUCUCCAUUGAAGGAAGAGGAUAUAAAUGACUUCAAGGGCUGGCUCCAGGAGACCUGGGUGAACUUGGCGAUGGUUGAUUACCCUUACGAGGCCAACUUCCUCCAGCACCUUCCACGCUGGCCUAUUAAGGUUGUCUGCACACACCUUCAGUUUGAUACUGAUGUGUCAGACAAGCAGCUUUUACAUGGCAUCUCGCAGGCAGUAAGAGUAUACUAUAACUACACGGGCAGUGCUGUUUGUCUUAAUGUGUCUGAAACUGCUACUGGAAAUCUAGGAAUUAGGGGUUGGUUUUACCAGUCUUGCACAGAGAUGGUGAUGCCCAUGUGUACAGAUGGUGUUCAAGACAUGUUUGAGCCUAUGGCAUGGAACUUCCAAGCUUUUUCUGAUGAGUGCUAUGCUCUGUUCGGGGUACGGCCACAGGAGGACUGGGCUGAUACUGUAUAUGGAGGGAAGAACAUAAGCUCUCACAGCAACAUCAUCUUCAGUAAUGGAGGCCUUGAUCCCUGGAUGAGUGGUGGAGUAACUAAGAGUCUUUCUGACUCCCUGGUUGCCAUAUUGAUUCCUGAUGGAGCUCAUCACCUCGACUUACGCUUCAACAAUGAGUAUGACCCACAGUCGGUUCUCCUUACCCGGGACCUGGAAGUGAAGUACUUCAAGCAAUGGAUCAAACAGAAUACAAGGCCACAAUAACCACAGGACAGUAUAUAGAGACUGAUUAAGUCAUGGACUUAAUUAAUCACUACCUUAAGGAUAUCAACAGGUUGUGCUGUCCACCAAAGAUUAUUUUUUACUAAACCUGACCAAAGAAGGUUUUUAUGUAAUUAGACUUUUUAAAGUGUAAAUUAGCUAAGCCGGUUAAAAUAAAUAAAAAAUAAUUCCGUGAA